This is a messenger RNA of Salvia miltiorrhiza (redroot sage), 1690 nucleotides long. RefSeq lists its product as uncharacterized. Gene Ontology annotation, molecular function: RNA-DNA hybrid ribonuclease activity; nucleic acid binding. The transcript has 2 exons. NCBI's taxonomy places the organism in Eukaryota, Viridiplantae, Streptophyta, Magnoliopsida, Lamiales, Lamiaceae. The record is from RefSeq and is a predicted model, not a curated record. The coding region runs from base 461 to 1243 and encodes 260 amino acids.
CACUUUCUAUUCUUUUCUGGAUUGACAACUGGCUUGGUUAUAGGCUCAUUGACAGGAUUGAGAUUCCCAGCGCUGUCCAUCCGCAUCUUCAGCAGCCGAUCGAUCUCUAAUUAUUUUUAUGAUAGUUCCUGGUAUUUCACUUUGGAUUUUCUGGUGGCUUUUCCUGAGAUUACUUUUGACAUUAAUUGUUUCGACCCCUAUCUUUGGGGUCGAUGAUCGUCGUGCUUGGACUCAUUCUCACUUUGGAGAGGUUACUUCGUCUUAGCCAUGGAUUAUAUUCAUCCUAGCUUUCCCACCGUGGACUGGGGAAAGUGGAUUUGGCCGUCUUUCAUCCCGGUUCGUCGCUCUAUUGUUACUUGGCGCAUUAUUUUGGGCCGUCUCCCGACAGCUAGCCUUUUGCGCCGCCAGGGCUUCCAGGGUCCGGGGUGGUGCCCGCUCUAUAGGACAGCCGGAAAGUACAAUGUUCAUCUUUUUUGGGAGUGUUCGAUUGCCAAGCAGGCAAGUCGCGAACCUUUGGCCGGUCGGUGUCAUGUCCAUUGUUUGGGGUAUUUGGAACCAUCGGAAUAAGGCGGUGUUUGAUGAUGCUUCUAUUUCUGCCACCACUUUGGCUGUCCAGGUCAAGGCUUUCAUUCUUGAGGCUUCUCGUUUCAAUCUUGGCGAGAUGACUAACUCGGUUGAGGAGUUGCCGGUUCUUCAUGGUCUUGGGGUGCCGGGCAAACCCUGUCGUCCUACCUCUUAUGUUUAUGUCUUUUGGCUGCCUCCUCCGUAUCCUUGGCGAAAGAUCAACAUUGAUGGGUCUGUCCAUGGUUCGCCGCUCUGUAUUCACGCGGGUGACAUCAUUCGUGACUCCAGCACUGUGAUUGGGUGCUUCCAUUUUGCUGCUGGUAGAGACUGGGCUUUCAAGGCAGAGCUUUUGGCUCUGAUUAUUGCCUUGGAGCAGGUGGUGGUCCAGGGUUGGGAUUACAUUUGGAUUGAGAUAGACUAUACUUAUUUGGUGGAUCUCUUCUGUUCUUGCUCAUAUUCGGUUCCUUGGCGGUUCUUCAGUAGGUGGUGGAAGAUUCUUCAGGAUAUUACUGACUUGCAUAUUAUCAUUACUCAUAUCUAUAGAGAAGAGAACCACGUUGCUGACUUCCUUGCUUCUUCUGUGGUGGAUGAGGGUUAUUGGCCUUUUGCUAUUUCGUAUAUUCUGCAGCUGGUGCGAGAUGACAAUCGUUCUCUUCCCUAUGUCCGGAUCGUUCAGUAGUUUGUCUUUGGUGGGUAUUGGUGCGGAGCGCUAGUUUGGAAGUUUUUCAGGGUUCUGGUGUGCUGGUCUCUGCUCCUUCCAUGUGAUCUCCUUUGGGUUGCUCUCUUUAGUUUCUGCUGCUUUACCAGCAUUUCUAUCUCUCUCUGUUUUUGGUUCUUGUUUCUGUUUUUUAUGUUUUCUGUCUCCGGCUGGUAAGCCGGGCUUCCUAGGGGAGAUGGUUUGGCCGGAGUCUCUGAGGUUGUCCCAUUUCCGCUUACCGCCGGUGUUUCCUAUUGUCUCUCUAGACGGGCACUCUUUUUCCUAUUUAAGGAUUUUCCCUUUGGAUUUACCUUAAAGAGGUUUUAAUGAGGCUCGACCCUUAGUUUGCGCCUGUGCUCUUAAGGGUUUUGGAUCUUUUUGUUCAAUUUUUUGUUUUUCUCAAUAAAAUUUAUAUUUCAGUAGUUACAA